GAACCGUAUUACUUGCACAAUUUUGUUCAAUCAACAUUCAACGCCUUUUCUGCUGAAAAAAUUAAAGGUUCUAUACUUGUUGUAUCAGGUGAUGGAAGGUACUACUCAAAGGAUGCUAUCCAGAUAAUAAUUAAAAUGACAGAUGCAAAUGGUGCAAGACGUAUCUGGGUUGGUCAAAAUGGUCUUUUGUCAACACCUGCGGUAUCAGCAGUUGUACGUGAAAGAGUUGGUGCUGAUGGUUUUAAAGAAAAUGGAGCAUUUAUAUUGACAGCCAGUCACAACCCUGGAGGUCCAAAUGAGGAUUUUGGAAUUAAAUACAAUAUGGAAAACGGUGGGCCAACACCUAAAGGAGUUACUGAUAAAAUCUUUGAGAACACUAAAACAAUAAAGGAGUAUUUUAUUGAUGAAGGCUUACCUGAUAUAUCUCUACAAUUGGUGUUUCAUCCUUUUCAAGCCCUGAUGGCAAAUUCGAUGUUGAUGUUUUUGACGCAGCAAGCGGCUAUGUGA
Molecule: messenger RNA, 507 nt
Organism: Lactuca virosa
Lineage: Eukaryota; Viridiplantae; Streptophyta; Magnoliopsida; Asterales; Asteraceae
Source: the annotation of a GenBank genome assembly